Molecule: messenger RNA, 1656 nt
Organism: Aureobasidium uvarum
Lineage: Eukaryota; Fungi; Ascomycota; Dothideomycetes; Dothideales; Saccotheciaceae
Source: the annotation of a GenBank genome assembly
UACCACUAUCUCACUAUGUUUGACUACGCUCAGUUCAUCCUGUUCGCGACUUCUAUCCCUAUUCUAGUCAAUAUCGCCUUUCGCCAUUCAUACUCUUGGCUCCAUGCCAUUUUUCUCGCUAACUGUUUCGCCAUCUUAUCCAGUCUUUGCGCCAUCAUCGAUGCGAUAGUCCUCCAACCCUUCUUCUUUGGCGUUCUCCGCAAUCUUCCCACCGCUACUCAAGAGCCUAUCUGGACGAGACUGCUCAAGGAGCCCACUAGCAGUGACCUUGCAAAGUUUUAUGGACAAGCUCCUACCAGUCAGAUUAUUCGAUAUUUUGGCGUCCUGAAUUCUGAGCGGUUGCUUCUCACGGAUCCGAAGGACAUCAAACAAGUCAUGGACUCCGAGGCUUACGAGUUUGGUCGUUCAUACCUCAUUCGGCGCCUACUGUCCCCAGUCCUGGGCAAGAGUAGCUUGGUGGUGAGCGAUGGGGCCGACCACAUACGCUGCCGAAAGAACGUGAACUCGGACUUUUACUCUCAGCACGAAAACGCCGGUUCACUUGUUGAAAAAGUCACAACUUGCAUCACUGGCACUGAUGGACAAUUAUUGGGCCCCGACAGUGCUAUCGAAGUCCUCAAGUUACUUGAGAAGGCUACAUUCGAAUCGUGUUCAUCGNCCUUCUUUGGAUCAACGGCGAUCGGUGACCACACUUCCGUCGAAGACCUACUACAAGAGUUUCGAGAUGCGUUCUCAAUAUCAUCGGGCUUGUCUGCGCAGGCCGAGAUGGCUUGGGAAACGAUUCUCCCGUCUCAUCUAUUCUUCGGACUUCUUCCAGUCGACGACAUACGCAAAACCAGAAAGUCUAUGCUGAGUAUAAAGAGCUUUUGUCGGACUCAAAUCGCCCGAAGGAAGUCAGAGAACAUCCUAGAUACUGCAAUCAAGUCGGAGGACCUCAGUGAUGAAGAGAUUCUUGACAUGUGUACAACUUUCCUGGCUACAGGCUACAGGACUGUUUCUGUUGCACUGAGUUGGGCCAUCUAUCACCUUUCGACCAGGGCCGGUGUGCAAGCCUUGUUGCGUAUAGAAGUCCGCGCAAGUUUCCCGCAUCCGNACCAGAAGGGCGGUCCACUUUUCAAAUCCGAAUUGUUGCAGAAGAUGCCUGUCCUGACAGCUGUCUGCAACGAAACUUUGCGAUUCUCUCCCGUAGUGGCCUUGACAUACAGGGAAGCGCGGACUGAUAUGCUACUAUCUGGAUCUGAUCAAGUGAUACCUGAAGGCACGAUACUUGCCAUCUCGCCUUGGGCGAUCCACAGAUCACCGAUAUACUGGCGAAGCGGAGAUCCGUCAGGCGGAACUUCAAGCGCCUCUCACACCACGUUACCCAGUCCAUCAACUUGGGAUAUAACGCGUUGGCUGUCAGACAAGAAAGGAGGGGCCAGAAUGCAAAGCUCUUUUAUGCCUUUUGGGAGAGGACCACGCUGCUGUAUCGCAGAGACAUUUGCUCGAGAUGAAAUGAUGGUUCUACUUGCCGCGCUGGUAGGAAGAUUCGAUUUCUCGUUUCACUCCAGUGGCCGUGACAACAAUCCAAAGUCUGAAGAUCUAAGAGUGUCAUUCGGUGUAGUAGCUAAACCCGUAAGGCUGAUGGUACGGGCUCAGCCGGUUUUUGGGUGGUGA